UUAUUCGCGGAGGUUGGGAACGAGUUGUCGAGACAGUUGCUUUCGCGAGAGCUUAGGCGAAGCACAGCGCUCUUAGAUACGCGGUUUAUGCAACAGCGGCAAUCAAGGUGGCUAGAUUGAAUUCACUUUCACUCGGCAGUUAUGUCGGACGUUGCAUAACGCCACACACACACGCUCGCAGGAACAAUACAUCUGUGCAAGAAUACGGCGACUUGUAUCUUCGGCCGUUAUUUCGAGGAAUGUGCUGAGCAUCGAGCUAGUGGCGGUCUGUUUUGUGUUCUCGCAGUGUUAUUGUGUUUUAUUAUUGCCGCCGUAUCUUGUUUGUUAAAUCACCGUAUUGUCUGAAGGGAUGACGGGUAACUGAAGAUGGCAUCACCUACACCCUCAAUAGAAUCUUUACCAAGAGCUAAUUCAAUUGGAUCGUUUGGUGACCAACACGACUACCUUUCCCUUUCUCCCCUAGCUGACUCGCCACUAUCUGUCAGCGGCUCAUCUCCACCGGUGAGCGAUUCAGUAGACCGAGACAGCGACCCAUCGGAACUUCAUUGCCAGCAGUGCAGAGAACCCAUCUCAGACCCCAAGCUUCUAGCUUGCUUCCAUACGUUUUGCAAUACUUGUCUCGAGAAGAAUAAGCUUGUGUGUCCUCGUUGCAACUCUGAAUCCAUCGAAGGAAUCCUCAACAGCCUUUUAUUCAGUUCGGAGUCGAACACAGAAUCCUUCCAUUCCUCGUCUGUACGUUGCACCGGCUGCAAACACAAGAAACUAGACGCAGUAGCUCGCUGCGUAGACUGUGCCAACUACUUGUGCUCGAACUGCGUCAUGGCACACCAAUUCAUGCACUGUUUUGAGGGCCACAGGGUCGUUAAUCUGGCAGAGAUCAAGGACGAACCUAAAAACGGUCUGAUUCCCAACGGGAAUAUUAGCAAUACGGAGAAAAGCAUGAUCUGUCCCAGACACAAAUCGGAAUUGCUAAAGUAUUAUUGUCGUACGUGCACUGUGCCGAUCUGUAAGGAAUGUCUGAACAUGGACCACCCCGUUGGUCUGCACGAAUACGAGCACAUCAGUGAAGCUGCUCCCAAACAGAUCGAAGCUAUCCAGCAUGCCGUGUCUGAAGCCAAAAGCAAAGCUACCGACAUAAGGAACAUUUUAAAGAACGUGGAACAUGUCUCGAGCCGUUUGCAAGUGCAGUAUCACAAGGCCCAAAACGAGAUCAAUGAUACCUUCCUCUUUUAUAGAUCAAUGCUGGAGGAAAGAAAGCAAGAGUUGCUAAAGGAGCUAGAAAGCGUGUUCAGCGCCAAACAAAUAUCAUUGGGUGUUGCAACACAAAAGGGCCAAGAGACUGUAGAACAGAUCUACAAAACCUGCGAAUUUGUCGAGAGACUGAAUAAAUGUGCAAACGUUGUUGAAAUUUUAAUGUUUAGAAAAUUAUUAGACGCUAAAUUGCAAGGUCUCUUGAACUACAACAUAGAUCAAAAUGUUCAGUCUGCAUGCGAACUUGAAUUUGUGUCCAACUAUCAAGCGAUCCAAGUUGGUGUUCGAAACACUUUCGGAUAUGUCCGAUCCAACUCAGAGCCCGUCGUGGGUCCAAGCAAACAACCUCCGAUUGCCAGACCCACCGGCGGUGGCGGUUCAAGCUCGAGCGGCAGCAGCGUUAACGGUAGUUCGGGAAGCUUGAAUGGUGGAAUUCACUGUCCUUUCACUAUGUCUGGUUCGAGCCAAUCCACUUCCCCCUUCGAAUCAAACAUAAUUAGCAAAAGAUUCAGUAGUGCCAACAGUUUGGGUCCGUUUUCGACGACCAUCGGUGAUUUGAAUCUCAAUGGAAUAAAUCCUUAUGAAAAGUGGUCCAAUGGAGGGACGACCGACAGUAUUUUCCAGAACGGGACGCCAGAUCCCUAUGCACUAACCAAUGCAGCUCACAGCGAUCCCAUGCUAGACUUGACUACUAAACUCAUGUCGACGGCAAUCUUCCCACCUAAAUCUCAAAUUAAGCGACAAAAAAUGAUUUACCACUGCAAAUUCGGCGAGUUUGGAGUGAUGGAGGGCCAGUUCACAGAACCCAGUGGCGUAGCCGUGAACGCUCAAAAUGACAUUAUAGUAGCGGAUACGAAUAAUCAUAGAAUACAGAUCUUUGACAAGGAAGGCAGAUUUAAAUUCCAAUUUGGUGAAUGUGGCAAACGCGAUGGACAGUUGCUGUACCCCAACCGCGUCGCAGUUGUUCGUACUUCCGGAGAUAUAAUCGUGACUGAACGGUCUCCGACGCACCAAAUACAGAUUUACAACCAAUACGGUCAGUUCGUACGUAAAUUCGGAGCAAACAUUCUGCAACAUCCUCGAGGUGUUACCGUGGACAAUAAAGGACGUAUCGUUGUGGUGGAAUGCAAAGUUAUGCGUGUUAUAAUUUUCGAUCAAACCGGCGCAGUUCUACAGAAGUUCGGCUGCUCCAAACACCUAGAGUUUCCCAAUGGUGUCGUCGUCAACGACAAGCAGGAGAUAUUCAUCAGCGACAACCGGGCGCACUGCGUCAAAGUCUUCAGUUACGAAGGCGUGUACUUGCGUCAAAUCGGCGGAGAGGGCAUUACCAAUUACCCGAUCGGUGUGGGCAUCAACGCCAAUGGCGAGAUCCUGAUCGCCGACAAUCACAACAACUUCAAUCUGACAAUUUUCACCCAAGACGGCCAGCUGGUAUCUGCCCUGGAGAGCAAGGUGAAGCACGCGCAGUGUUUCGACGUUGCCCUCAUGGAUGACGGUUCUGUGGUUUUGGCAAGCAAGGACUACAGGCUCUACAUUUAUCGUUACGUGCAGGUGCCCCCCAUUGGCCUGUAGACAAUUUCAGGCAGGGUCUCCAGCCGCCAUUCCCAACACUUUUUGUUGAUGCAUUUUUGAAUGGAGUGGUCGGAUGCUGGUCUGUUAACGUAUUAUUUUUUAAAGUUGUCAAAAUUGUAACGAUGUUUAUCGUCAUAGUUUUGUAUUGUAUUUCACAUGUUGAUAUUUUUAAUAUAACGUUUGACGAUUUGACGAUGCGAAAGUUGGACGACGCCGUCGCUUGAGAAAACGGCCUGUUGCCAAUGUUGAAUGACCAAAUCUAUCAAUUUUUAAAACAGGGAUAUUAUUAUUAUUAUUCAGAUUAGAAAUGUUAUCCAAGCAUCGCGUGGUGCCUGGGCCAUUGUUGUAAUUUAAAUUGAGCAGUUUCCGAUGAUAUGAUCUAUUUUAAUAUGCGUGUAUGAUGUUGUGUAUGUUCUUAGAAAUAGCGCCUUGUUGUUUGCGGGAUGCCGCGUUGUUACGGACCCUAGUCAACCACGAACUGUACUUUGUAUUAGCUCUUUUUUAUUAUUGUUCUCUAUUUUAUACCUUACCUGUGGAUGUUUAUAUUAUAAAUAUGACCACGUGCCGUGCCCUUUUUCCAGCCGCUCGGGCGACUCCGUUGCCGGCAUUGUUUAUGUUUAUUUUUAGUUUUGUUAUUAUUAUUAUUCACAUUUAAUUUUAGUAAACGCAAGUGUGGUGCAUGCAAUAUCUCUUCACCAUCCCUUCUUAUUUUUUUUUAAAUAGUUGUAGUUUUUUUGUAGUAAUAUAUUUGUUUGUUGAUGCUGCCGAGUUUAAGAUAGAGGAUUCUGGCGUAACGCAUGUGCGUCCGUGUUCCUGUGCCUUUGGGCCAUUCAAGACUAUUUACUUAGUAGCUAGGUUUUCGUUUAAUUAUUAUUUUGUUACCCUCGAGACAAAAUCACGGCCCUACUGUUCCCAUAAUUACCAGUGACAUUUCAACGUGAAAUUCAACUAAAAUUUUAACUGUUGCUUAAUUCACUUUAUCCAAAUUUUAAUUUUUUGAAUAAAAUUGUUAUUAAGUUGUUCGUAUACUUUAAUAAUCAUAACGUUCUUUUGUUUAAUUUUUAAUUUAACAGUAUUUAUAACUAAUUCUCGACCAGGCGAGCAAACUCUGAUUUUUGUCUCGAUGGAACCGGUUUUUUUACAGUAAUUUAUAUCUUAUUAUUAUUUAUAUUAUAUAAUUGUUGUUUUUUUUUGAGAUCCGGAAGCGUCAAUCGCAUUUUCGCGAGGGCUGAGCGAUCUCAAUCCUAAAUACCAGCCCUCUUGAAAAGUGCCGUGAGGCACCAGAAUCUCUCCGAUCGCCAACUUCCGGUGGCCGCCCGACAAGUGUUAUAUAUUGUUUUUAGUGUCUUGUUCAGAGUGCACUCUAUUUUUUCUAUUGUUCUUAGACGUCCUCGGGCGGGCACCUCGAGGCUCCCGAUCGCGACCGAAAGCUCCGGUGUAACACGACACUCAGUUUUUAUUAAUACAUUUUUAAACUUGUUGUUAUUAUUAUAUAUUAAUUUAAUGGUAAAAUUGUUCUUAAAUUAAAU
This is a messenger RNA of Anoplophora glabripennis (Asian longhorned beetle), 4352 nucleotides long. It is a transcript of the gene brat, whose product is annotated as brain tumor protein. Lineage: Eukaryota; Metazoa; Arthropoda; Insecta; Coleoptera; Cerambycidae. The transcript has 2 exons. The coding region runs from base 367 to 2823 and encodes 818 amino acids. Gene Ontology annotation, biological process: negative regulation of translation. Gene Ontology annotation, molecular function: protein binding; zinc ion binding; translation repressor activity. The record is from RefSeq and is a predicted model, not a curated record.